Molecule: messenger RNA, 1296 nt
Organism: Helianthus annuus (common sunflower)
Lineage: Eukaryota; Viridiplantae; Streptophyta; Magnoliopsida; Asterales; Asteraceae
Exons: 1
Coding region: 1-1296 (431 amino acids)
Molecular function (GO): zinc ion binding; nucleic acid binding
Source: RefSeq, a predicted model, not a curated record
AUGACUUGGCAAGAAUUUAAGGAGCCCUUUAUGAGAUACCAUUGCCCUCAGUCGGCUAUUGAUAAGAUUCAAGAGGAUUUCUUACGCCUCCGACAGAAAAACGAGUCAAUAAAUGAAAUAUCAAAUACUUUCAUGGAUAAGAUGAAGUUCUGUGGGGAUUUUGUGAAGAGUGAAAGGAUGAAGAUCAAUCGCUUUUACGAGGUAUUAAAGGCGGAAUUUAGGGAGUUCAUCAUUCCCUCGAAAUGUGAGACCCUUGAUGAGCUUAUCAAUCUGGCACGAGAUAGAGAAAUCGAAAUUAAGAGGCAAGAAGAACGUGGUGAAAAGAGAUCAAGUGAAAAAGGUGCAGGUUCGAGUCCAUCUAAAAAGGAGAAGUAUCAAGAGCAAGGAAGGAAAUAUAAGUCGAAGGGUGGUAUUACUCCUUGCAAGACUUGUAGAAAACUUCAUACUGGAGAGUGUCUGUUAGGCAAGAAGGGGUGCUACAAAUGUGGUAAGAAGGGACAUUCGUCUUAUCAAUGUCCAAAUAGCCCGAAGACUUAUCAAUGUCCAAAACUUCAGCAAGAGUCGAAAAAGGAAGACAAGAAGCAAGAGGGUUCUAGGGCUAAAGGAAGGAUGUUCCAAAUCACAUCCGAGGAGGCUAAGGUUCAUCCAAAUGUCGUUUCAGGUAUCUUCUUAUUAAAUUAUAUGCUGGUUCAUGUUUUGUUUGAUAACAGAGCCACUAUGUCGUUUAUUUCAAAUGAAAUCGUACAACAUCCUUCAUUUAAGAUUGAACGAAUGCCGAUGCCUUUAGAAGUAGAAAUAGCCGAUAGCAAGACCUAUAUGUUACACGAGAUUUGUAGAAAUUGCAAAUUUACUAUAGAAGAUGAAGAAUUCGAUAUCGACCUCAUACCUAUGGUUUUGGGGGAAUUUAAAAUGACAGUGGGAAUGGAUUGGUUGGCACGACACCGUGUAGAAAUUAAUUGUGAAAGUAAGAUAAUGUUUGUUCAAGCACCAAGUGGAAGGCAUUUGAGUAUUCAAGGGGAGAGAAAUGUGGAAACCAAAUUGUGCACCCUUGUUCAAGCUGUUAAAUACGUGCUUAACGGGAGUAGAGCAUACCUAGCUUAUGUAGUAGACUCUCGACAAACCCUCCCGAAGCUUGAAGAUGUUGAGGUCGUGAACGAAUUUCCGGAUGUAUUUCCGGAGAAAUUGCCGGGACUCCCUCCCGAACGGGAAAUAGAGUUUCACAUUGAAUUGAAUCCGGGUGCGAAGCCAGUUGCGAAGGCUCCUUAUAGACUGGCUCCCACCGAGAUGCGGGAGUAA